This is a messenger RNA of Glycine soja, 1106 nucleotides long. Its product is annotated as mediator of RNA polymerase II transcription subunit 18-like. The coding region runs from base 229 to 882 and encodes 217 amino acids. The record is from RefSeq and is a predicted model, not a curated record. Gene Ontology annotation, biological process: regulation of transcription by RNA polymerase II; termination of RNA polymerase II transcription. NCBI's taxonomy places the organism in Eukaryota, Viridiplantae, Streptophyta, Magnoliopsida, Fabales, Fabaceae. Gene Ontology annotation, molecular function: transcription coregulator activity. Gene Ontology annotation, cellular component: core mediator complex; mediator complex. The transcript has 7 exons.
CUAUUGUCUACACCACUUAGUUAGACCCCCCAUUUUCCUCUUCUUCCUGCCUCGUCUAGGGUUGUUAUCUCCUCUCUUGUUUGGCAGCUAUUCUUUCCGGUGGUUCCAUAGUUCCGUUGACGCCUUUCCUUAGUUCCUCUCAUUCGAAGUUGUAGGGACAGGGUGUUUUGGUUUUAUAUGUGCUCAACCGCUUUUCUUUUCGUGGCUUAAUCUCUGUGCAAGGUGGAUAUGGAAUGCGUGGUUCAGGGAAUUAUAGAGACACAGCAUGUUGAGGCCUUGGAGAUUCUUCUUCAAGGACUAUGUGGCGUUCAGAGAGAACGAUUGAGGAUCCAUGAAAUAUGCCUCAAGAGUGGUCAACAUCUAGGUACUGUAGCCUCAGAGGUUCGACUGUUGUGUGACCUAGAGCAAGCUGAACCUUCGUGGACUGUUAAACAUGUAGGUGGUGCAAUGAGGGGAGCAGGCGCAGAGCAAAUUUCUGUUCUGGUUAGGUCAAUGGUGGAAAGCAAAACAAGCAAGAAUGCACUGCGCAUGUUUUAUACACUGGGGUACAAGUUAGACCAUGAGCUGUUGAGGGUGGGAUUUUCCUUCAAUUUCCACAGGGGUGCACAAAUCACUGUAACGGUUUCAUCAAUCAAUAAAAUGCUGAAGCUGCAUGCAACUGACGAGGCCGUGCCAGUAACACCUGGUAUACAAAUGGUUGAAGUAACAGCACCUGCAACUGCUGAAACCUACACUGAAGUUGCGGCUGCUGUGUCAUCCUUUUGUGAAUACCUUGCACCGCUUCUCCACCUGUCGAAACCAGGCAUUUCAACCGGUGUUGUUCCUACAGCUGCUGCAGCUGCUGCAUCUCUGAUGUCUGACGGUGGGAGUACAACGUUGUAGUGGGACUGUACUGUUAUCUUUAUAAAUGCACACUUGACAAUAACAUGUGAAAAUUUAACGUAGGAACAUGUGAAGUUCCAUGACCCCACUUGCUUACUUCAUAUAAAGAGAAGUGAAUAUUAAUUUUCACUUGACAAGAACAUGUGAAAAUUUAACGUAGGAACUUGUCUUCGGCCUUCCCAUAAAUCAAUUGAAAUUUGCACCUACCCUUUUGUUUUGUUUUA